CCGGUUUGUGAGUCAGCGGGUUUUAUCAGUGGUUUGCGAACCUUUAAAAAGCCCCCAGUUAAAAGAGCAUUUUGGGUGAGCGCUCACACACACACUAACAAACGUUUGUGCGCUUUUGUGUGACAUGCUCCAUUAUAUUGACUAGCGGAGCCGUCGCCGUGGGAGGACGCGCAUGUCUGAUCGACAGCAGCAGCCGCAGCAGCAGCAUCAGUGGCAACAGCUGGAGUCAGAAGACAGAAGACAACACUUCUCUGCCUCGUGAUUGACGGGAUGUUGAAGUUGACUUACUGAAGACCGUAGCAAAAGCAGGAGAAGUUUCAUGACGUGAGGCAACAAGGCUCAGAUUUCACGCUCCACAAUGUCGGCCAGUGAGAGCACUGAUCUGACUAGCUGGAAAGAGGCCACGCCCACCAACAUCACCUGCGUCGAGAAAAAUCUGUCCGUGGCCACCUCGGUCAUCUCCAUGACUGUCGGCAUCCUCUCCAACAGCCUGGCCUUCUUCAUUCUGCUCAAAUCCUCCAAACGCAUGCCACUGAAAUCCAAGGCCCCCUUUUCAGUUUUUGCCACCAGCCUAGUGGUCACGGACCUGCUGGGCCACCUGGUCAAUGGCUCCGUGGUCAUUUACGUCUACAGCUUGCACAAGCAUUGGGAGACGUUCGACCCCCACGGCAGAGUGUGCAACCUCUUUGGCGCAACUUUGGUCUUCUUCGGCCUGAGCCCGCUGUUCCUGGGCAGCGCCAUGGCGAUAGAGCGCUGCAUCGGGAUCACCAAGCCCUUUUACCACUCGACCGGGUUAGCCUUCCGUCACAUGAACAAGCUGCUGUCUGUCAUCUGGAUCCUGGCUGCCCUGGUAGCUGCGCUGCCGGUGAUGCUGAGCAAGUCCUACAGGGUGCAGAACUCCAGGAGUUGGUGUUUUUACAAUUUGGACGAGCCCGACGACUGGCUGGAUGUGUUCCUGCCUAUGCUCUUCGCUCUGCUGGGCUUGCUGGCUCUGCUCUUCUCCAUCGUUUGCAACACGGUGACCAGCUGCUCCCUGCUGCUGUCCACGAUGCAGCGCAAGCGUCACAGCAGAGGAACGUCGUACCACGUUGAAAUGAUCUGCCAGCUGAUGGCCAUCAUGCUGGUUUCCUGUGUUUGCUGGGGGCCUUUACUGACCUGCGUCAUCCUGGCCUCCAAAGGCGAUUAUAACCCAGCAUCUGAUACACUGCUGUUUCUGGUGCGCAUAGCCACCUGGAACCAGAUCCUGGACCCCUGGGUCUACAUCCUGCUGAGGAAGGCCGUGAUGAAGAAAUUCUAUCUCAUGUUACAACGCUGCUGCAGGCCCAAGUCCCGGAAACCGAUGCGCUGGCAGCACAGCUUCCUGCGCAGCUCCAGAGACUCCAAGUUUGGCCCACCCGCGUGCCUCUUUGACGGCUUACUUGUACAAAACACUCACAUCGGUUUGUCUGAUGACUCCAAGACCGAAGUGCUUCACGCGGUGCUGUCUGUGUGGAAGAAAGGCUGAAAGAAAGUGGGAAGAUAUAUUUAAGAUUGACAGAAUAUUAUUGUCAUAGUGAAAACAAUUAGUAUGUGAUAUAGAUGGCGUAACCUGUCUCAAAUCAUGUAUGUUACAGUUGGGUGUUGUGUGUUAUUCUUUUUGAACAAAAAUUUCAGACAAGGGCCUGUUUGUGGAUCAGUAGUUUGGAAGCACAUCACAGGUAUUGUUAAAUGUCAUAUUUUGUCUUUGUGUA
Molecule: messenger RNA, 1730 nt
Organism: Hippocampus comes (tiger tail seahorse)
Lineage: Eukaryota; Metazoa; Chordata; Actinopteri; Syngnathiformes; Syngnathidae
Gene: ptgfr
Product: prostaglandin F receptor (FP)
Exons: 3
Coding region: 359-1504 (381 amino acids)
Biological process (GO): positive regulation of cytosolic calcium ion concentration; adenylate cyclase-activating G protein-coupled receptor signaling pathway; inflammatory response
Cellular component (GO): plasma membrane
Molecular function (GO): prostaglandin F receptor activity; thromboxane receptor activity
Source: RefSeq, a predicted model, not a curated record